Messenger RNA from Hirsutella rhossiliensis, 768 nucleotides. Its product is annotated as short chain dehydrogenase domain-containing protein. The record is from RefSeq and is a predicted model, not a curated record. Bases 1 to 768 code for a protein of 255 amino acids. Lineage: Eukaryota; Fungi; Ascomycota; Sordariomycetes; Hypocreales; Ophiocordycipitaceae. The transcript is spliced from 4 exons.
AUGUCGUACAUUGCCAUCACGGGCGGCGGGCGCGGCAUUGGACUCGAGCUGGCGCGGCAGCUGGAACAAUUGCCCACGUCGCGCGUCGCCAAAGUGAUUGUGACGACCAGAGGGGCCCCGUCCGCGGAGCUGGCAAAGCUCAUCGCCAACUCGGCGGGACGCAUUGUCAACAUCGGCUGCGAAGUUACCAACGAAGCGAGUGUGCAAAAGGCUGCGGCCGAAAUCGAGGCUCAGCUUGAUGGCAAAGGAUUGGACAUUCUCAUCAACAAUGUCGGGGCGAUGCCGUACGGCGCAGAGGGGGUUCGUGCCAUGGACGGGGAAACAUUGCUGCAGACGUUUGACGUCAACGUAAUAAGCGCGCAUCGCGUCACUGCGGCGCUUAUUCCAGCCUUGCAGAAGAGCAAGGAGAAGAAAAUCAUCAUGGUCUCGUCACCCCUCGGGUCCGUUGGCCAGGCAAACCGAUUCACCUGGCUGCCGACCCCGGAAUACAAGAUAACAAAGGCCGCAAUGAACAUGCUGUCCGUCCAGUACGCCAUAGCCUACGAGAAGGAGGGAUUCACAGUGCUGGCCAUUUCUCCGGGAUGGCUCAAGACCGACAUGGGGUCUGAAAGGGCGGAUCUAGAUGUGGAACAGGGUGUGAAUGCCGUCAAGGACUUAGUUCUUGCAGCGGAUGCAAAGAUGAAUGGCAAAUUCUACAAUAUUCGUGUGCCGGGCUGGGAACACGCCGAAGGCUCUAACCAGUACGACGGGGGUGAAAUUCCUUGGUAG